This is a messenger RNA of Pundamilia nyererei, 3166 nucleotides long. It is a transcript of the gene hyal1, whose product is annotated as hyaluronidase 1. Gene Ontology annotation, molecular function: hyalurononglucosaminidase activity. The coding region runs from base 884 to 2272 and encodes 462 amino acids. NCBI's taxonomy places the organism in Eukaryota, Metazoa, Chordata, Actinopteri, Cichliformes, Cichlidae. The record is from RefSeq and is a predicted model, not a curated record. The transcript is spliced from 4 exons. Gene Ontology annotation, cellular component: cytoplasmic vesicle. Gene Ontology annotation, biological process: hyaluronan catabolic process; carbohydrate metabolic process.
ACAACUGACACAGGAGGGAGAACUCAGGUGUAUUAGUGGUUUAUGGGGAGGUUCAGGUUUUGCGCAGGCGGUUUGUGCAGAAAAGCCAUUCAGGCUCAGACAAAUAUAGCAUCUCCAAUCAGCCUAAGAUGAAUGUGUUUGGACUGUGGGAGGAAAUUGGAAAGCUCCAGCUAACGUGCAAGUUCAAACCCAGAACCUUCCGGUUGUGAGGCCAUGGUGCUAACCGCUGUGCCAGCCAGUUUUGGAUAAAUAAACUGCUUUAUCGUGCUUUGUGUGUAUUUUUAGUAAAGUAAGUGUGACGCUUUUCUUUUUUUUUUGUAACUACAUAAGGAGAUAAUAUAGCUGAGAUAUGGUUUUGGGAGUAAUACAGGCAUGAUUUUGUUGUCAGCAGUUGAGAGUGAAGCCUCUGCGGGAAGCCUCUGUGGCCAGGGGAGUCCGAGCCAGCUAGUUCUCAGGGAUUGACUCAUUUUGCCAGCAGCACCCUCAUACCCCCUUCCCCAUGUAAUUGUAGGUUUUCGUUAACCACUGGUUAUUUUUAUAUGCUUUUAAGAGUUGAGCAAAGCACGCAUUUAAAUUGCAAGGUGGAAGAGUUCAUUAUGGCUUCGCUUGGUGGUUUUUCAGAAAACGUCAAGCUUUCUUAAGUCCCCCAAUAAACUGUUGAUUGUCAUAUUUAUAUUCUUUUUAAAUUCAAACAAUCUGAAAACUGUUUUCAAGCUGUACAGUGUGAUGGGAGGAAGUGCUAACUUGCCUGUGACUUUAAAUCUGUGUUCUCCAUAGAAUGAUUUGCAUGUCUCUUGUUAUUGGUUGUUGGAGGUCCUGUGGACACUUCUAAUUGGUUCAGCGUUUGUUACUUCCCAUUUUUCCUGAAUAUGUGUUUCAGAUCAUGAGACUUGUGGGUAUUUCACAAGGCCACACGCUCCAAUCCUUCUCUACUUAUAAAGUCGGGAUGAGGUCCUUGAAGCCUGCGGUGCUGCUGCACUUAAUUCUGAUCAGCCUCGUCUCAGGGCUGCACUAUCCAAAUUCACCUUUUUCCAAAGUACCUUUCCUGACUGUGUGGAACGCCCCAACUGCCAAAUGCCUCUCUCAGUAUGGCGUUAACCUUGACCUGGGGAUGUUUAACAUUGUCCACAACCAGAAUCAAACCUUUAUGGGUCAGAACAUAACCAUCUUUUAUGAUGAUAAGCUUGGUCUGUAUCCAAGGUAUUCCCCCCAGGGAGAGGCUAUUAAUGGCGGGGUUCCACAAAACAGCAGCCUUGACAAACAUCUCAAAGUUGCCAGGGAGAAUGUAAACACCUAUAUCCCUGACAGGGGUUUCCCAGGCCUGGGUGUGGUGGAUUGGGAAAGUUGGAGACCUGAAUGGGAGAGAAACUGGGACACUAAGAAGAUAUACCAGGAUGGGUCAAAAGCACUAGUGAGGUCUAAGCAUCCAGACUGGAGCCCCAAACAAGUAGAUGACGCAGCACGCAUGGAGUUUAGCAAAGCUGCGAGGAAUUUCAUGGAGGAAACUCUGAAACUGGGGCAGGCGGCAAGACCAGAUGGUUUGUGGGGCUAUUAUGGUUUUCCAAACUGCUACAACUACUACAGCAACAAAAGCACAGGCUACACAGGGGAGUGUCCAGCUGUGGAGUUAAAGAGAAAUAACAGGCUUCUAUGGCUGUGGAGCACCUCCUCUGCUCUGUAUCCCGACAUCUAUCUCAGCAUCCAGAUGCAAAGUCUCAGCAGAGAAGUGCUCCUCUACUGCCACCACCGCAUCCUGGAGGCAAUGAGAGUAGCGGAUCAGGUGACUCCGUUCGCACCGCCCGUGUACGCCUAUGCUCGCAUCGUCUACACAUACACGCUGGAAUUUCUCUCUCAGGAGCACCUGGUCUACACUAUCGGAGAGAGUGCCGCUUUAGGCUCUGCUGGUGUAGUUCUUUGGGGUGACCACGCUCUUUCUAAAACUCAGGCUACCUGUGCUGCCGUCAAGUCCUACAUCGAUAACACUCUGGGUCCUUACCUGGUAAACGUAACAUCAGCGGCUACGCUUUGCAGUCAGACCAUGUGUUCCUCUCAUGGACGAUGUCAGAGGAAGGAUCCACAGUCGAAGGCCUACCUCCACCUUGACCCUGCCUCGUGGAAGGUGGUGUCCAAGAGGAAACCAAAUGGAUGGAGGAAAUACAGAGUUUUAGGACAUUUGCAGCCACGUCAUGUAAAGCUAAUGGAGUCUGAGUUUCAGUGCAGGUGUUACGCUGGAUGGAGGGGUCAGAGCUGCUCUGAGCCUGUUCAGCUAUAAGACUUAGGCACUUUUGAAACUAGUAGCUAAUUAAUGGCUUCUUAGCAGUGAAUGUAUCAAGAUACACUAAGACACUUUAUUAGGUACACCUGGUUAGUACCUGGCUGGACCCUCUUCUGCCCGAAUUCUUUGUGGCAUAGAUUCAACAAAGUGCAGGAAACAUUCCUCAGACAUUUUGGUCCACACUGACACGAUAACAUCACACCGUUGCUGCCGGUUUGUCACCUGCACAUUCAUGGUGCAAGCCUCUGAUAUCACCACAUCCUAAUGGUGCUCUUUUGGAUUGAGAUCUGGUGACUGUGGAGGCCGUUUGAGUGCACUGUCAUGUUCAAAAAACUAAUUUGAGUCGAUUUGAGCUUUGGGAUAUGAAAGCAUCUAUCAGAAUAUGAAUACACUGUUGUCAUAAAGGGAUAGCUAUGUUCAGCAACAGUACUCAGGUAGGCUACGGUGCCCAAAAUGUGCUAGGAGAAAAUCCCUCACACCACUAUUUCAUCACCACCAGCAUGAGCCGUUCAUACAAGGCAGGAUGGAUCCAUGUUUACAUGUUGUUUACACUGACUGUACCAUCCCAGUUUCACAGCAGAAACUGAGCCUUGGCAGACCAGGCAAAACUUUUAUAAUCUUCUAUUGUCCAACUCUGGUGACCUUAUUCGAAUGGUACCCUUAGUUUCCUAUUCUUAGCUGAGAGGAGGAGCACCCAGUGUGGGCUUCUGCUGCUGCUUCUUCUUCAAGAUUUGAUGUGUCAUGUGUUCAGAGAUGUCCUUCUGCAUACCUUGUGGUAAUGAGUUGACCUCUGACCUCCAGUAUCAACAGGAAAUUUUCCCCCAGAGUAACUGCUGCUCACGGGAUAUUUCCUCUUUUUCAGAUCAUUCUCUGCAAACCUUUGAGAUAAUU